ACUAAAUUUUCAGACUCGGACCUUUCAUCAUAACAUCAACCACCAAUAUCAGAAUGACAGUGGAACAAAGUGAGAGGAUAUUCGUCCUCCCCGGCGAUCAAAUAGAUCCGUCCUUAAUACCAUCUCACCCAAAGAAGCCACUAAGGCUCGGACCCGGCCUUCGACACAUCCCUCCAAACGAGUUAGUCCCUACAGUCGCCGGUCAACUCGUCACAGAUUAUAGGAAGAACUCAACAUGGGUUGAGUAUAACGGAGGACGAUAUAUACCAACUGUCGGUGACCUAGUCAUCGGAUCUGUUCACCACUCAGCAACUGACUACUUCUACGUCAUGUUAUCUGGGUACACUUCCAAUGCCAUACUACCCCAGCUGGCAUUCGAAAUGGCCACGAAGAAGACGCGACCCAAUUUGAACGCUGGAGCUUUAGUCUAUGCGAGGGUCUGCCUAGCCAACCGCCACAUGGACCCCGAGCUCGAAUGCGUUUCGCCAAGCACAGGCAAAGCAGACGGCCUGGGCCCCCUCAACGGCGGAAUGCUAUUUGACAUCUCGUUAGGAAUGGCCAGGCGGCUUUUGAUGCGAAAGUCCGUCGAAGAGGGCAAAGUCGUUGUGCUAGAGGAGCUCGGGGCUGCGGGUCUCGCGUUUGAAACUGCUGUGGGUAGGAACGGAAAGAUAUGGGUAAAUAGUGAGAAAGUCAAGACUGUGUUGGCUGUUGGACGAGCGGUAAAGGAGACGGAUGAGAAGAAUCUCGGCGUUGAACAGCAGAAGAAGUUGGUACGGAAGCUAGUCAAGGAAAUGAGUUGAGGAAAUUUGAGAGAACCUAACCUAACUUACGAUUAUUUUCUUGAUAUUUCAAUGAUACCCAUACGUUUUCGGUCGGAAUCUAUCUGUGCGUCACCAUUUUCUCGUGGGAUCUGGGUGCUCUGAAUUGAAUUUAGGUAGGAUUGAUGCUGUAAUAGCAUCAAGCAUUUUUAUGGGAACCAUAUCACGUUUAACAUAGUCCUUAUGAGUCAAACAU
Messenger RNA from Annulohypoxylon maeteangense, 1014 nucleotides. RefSeq lists its product as uncharacterized. The record is from RefSeq and is a predicted model, not a curated record. Gene Ontology annotation, cellular component: cytoplasmic exosome (RNase complex); nuclear exosome (RNase complex). The coding region runs from base 54 to 800 and encodes 248 amino acids. Gene Ontology annotation, biological process: exonucleolytic trimming to generate mature 3'-end of 5.8S rRNA from tricistronic rRNA transcript (SSU-rRNA, 5.8S rRNA, LSU-rRNA); nuclear polyadenylation-dependent rRNA catabolic process; poly(A)-dependent snoRNA 3'-end processing. Gene Ontology annotation, molecular function: RNA binding. The transcript is spliced from 2 exons. Lineage: Eukaryota; Fungi; Ascomycota; Sordariomycetes; Xylariales; Hypoxylaceae.